Molecule: messenger RNA, 516 nt
Organism: Kluyveromyces lactis
Lineage: Eukaryota; Fungi; Ascomycota; Saccharomycetes; Saccharomycetales; Saccharomycetaceae
Gene: ELF1
Product: Elf1p
Exons: 1
Coding region: 1-516 (171 amino acids)
Biological process (GO): transcription elongation by RNA polymerase II
Cellular component (GO): transcription elongation factor complex
Molecular function (GO): RNA polymerase II complex binding
Source: RefSeq, a predicted model, not a curated record
AUGGGUAAGAGAAAGAAGUCAUCCAGAGGUCCAGCCAAGAAGAUAGUACAGAGGUUAGAUACGGCAUUCAAUUGUCUCUUCUGUAAUCACGAACGCUCUGUGAGCGUAACAAUGGACAAAAAGAAUAACAUUGGCUCGCUUCAUUGUAAGAUUUGUGGACAAUCGUUCCAAACCCGCAUUAAUGGUCUAUCACAACCGGUAGAUGUAUAUAGUGACUGGUUUGAUGCGGUUGAGGAAGUUAACGAAGGGAAACAUAGCGAAUCUGAAGAUGAAAACAGUGACAGUGACUACGAGAGUGACUCUGAUACUGAGCCUUCUUCAAACCGUAGAAAAGCUGUUGGAAUAGAUUCUGACGAAGAAGAAGAAGAAGAACAAGAAGAAGACGAAGAUGCGGAUUACGGAAGAAAAGGAGCGACCGAACGAAAAGACUCAGAACCAGAAUCAGACUCAGACGAUGACGGUAAAAUAUCUAACAAAAGAGGAAGAGCAGCAUGGAUGGACAGUGAUGACGAGUAG